Molecule: messenger RNA, 291 nt
Organism: Miscanthus lutarioriparius
Lineage: Eukaryota; Viridiplantae; Streptophyta; Magnoliopsida; Poales; Poaceae
Source: the annotation of a GenBank genome assembly
AUGGUGAAAUUUUGUGACUGUCCUGGUCAUUUUGGCUACUUGAAGCUUGCACUUCUAGUUUUUAAUGUAGGCUUCUUUAACUGUAUUCUGGACAUGUUCAAGUGCAUCUGCAAGAGCUGUAACAGAGUUAUUCUGAUGGAGAAAGACCGCAGGGAGUUUCUGAAGAAGAUGAGAAAUCCAAGGGCAGAUGCACUACAAAAAAGUGCUACAAUGAAAAAAGUGAGGGACAAAUGCAAACUAUCCUGCUGCCCCGCUGUGAUUACAAAAAUGGUGUGGUUAAAAAUGUCAUAG